Molecule: messenger RNA, 856 nt
Organism: Aspergillus sclerotioniger CBS 115572
Lineage: Eukaryota; Fungi; Ascomycota; Eurotiomycetes; Eurotiales; Aspergillaceae
Exons: 3
Coding region: 81-584 (167 amino acids)
Source: RefSeq, a predicted model, not a curated record
CUGUCAUACUGCCUGUCAGCUGCAUGCCAUUUGAAUCCGAACAGGGGUCAAGGAUAAAUCAAUAGUGGCCAGAAUCUGUCAUGAUGAUUCAUGGAUUUAUUCUGUUUGCCGCGAGCCGGUCUUUGGAAAAGAAGGGGAAAAAGAAAAUAAUUCCAAUAAUAAAAUCCAGCGCCUAUUAUUGUGCACAAUGGGACAAAGGCGACGAACCCGGAGGAUUGACAAUGAAUAGGCCAGUAUGCCUGUGGUGUCAAGCCAGCCCGUCCAGGAAACUCAGGUAUCACAAGGCAAGCCAUUUAGUCAUACUAUCCUCAUCCAGGUACACGGAGUGGAAGGAUGCCCUCCUAUCCAUGCUUUUUUCCUUUCUUUUUCCCCCUCCCCUCCACCAGGUCUCCAAAGCCGGACAUGAUGUGCGGUCAGGUAAGAGAGUACUUCUGGUUCAUGACAUAAUCUCGACCACCCACCGACCAUCUCCGUUUGGUACUUUUACACGUGCUGCUCCUCCUCCCCCCCCCCAAGGAGAAGUAUGUCACUGGUUCCCCUUUUGGUUGGGUAUGCAGAGACUCGUUCAAUGCUUCCAGCAUUGAGAUCGCACUGCAGUACACGCCACGCGCUGUCGCAUGCUGUUUGUGAUCGUGCUGUCUUUCGAAUUGAACAGCUGGGUAGCACUGCCAUUUUCAAAACACCGCAAAUAGCGUGAUGAGGAAGAGCUCCGUUUGGCUCGCCGAGCAUGCUCGGUACCUCAAAUUUGGUGUCACGGUCAAGGUAGGUUAUCCACCUGGUAACUGAGGGUAUCCACUGGCAUGGACAUUGCAUCCAAUUGAACAGUAUGUCCUGGUUAACCGCGUUUACUGGCGCC